AUGAUGGUGAGACGCGGCGGACGGUAUACCGUCAGCUGGCGAGGCUUCAGGGAUUACACGGCGAAUAAGGCACCUGAUGACGAGAAGGAAGAGCCGAAACCGGAAGAGGAUCUUUCAAAUCAUGAAGUCAUAUUCUUGAGAGGUAUUGUCGAGAGCCCCGAUUUUGCGCGGAAGUGUGAGUCGAUCGAUUCCGAGGAGGACUUAAUUGUGAAGCCCGUAUCCUUGGAUAAUGUAAACAUAAUACGGUCACUAAGCGAGUAUCGAGGCAAUAAUAUUCGGACAAUCGAACAAGCUGAACUCGCUAUAUUAUUGUCCAGAGUUCACUUUAAGGCACUUAUAGAUGCCCACGAUCAAAUAGGGAAAAUUUGGCUAGAGCGAGGCUCAGGUGUUGAUGAAAAAUUAGAGGUAAAAGAAGCCUGUAAAGAUACUGCAGAAGCGCUUGAUUCAAGUCCAGAUCAGAACGGAGACAUGCCAGUUGAGACAGUUAAAGUUGUUGGCCUUAGGAAGGUGCCGGGUCAACCAUUAGGGUUGACUGUUACCACAGAUGAGCAUGGACAGUUAAUAGUAGCCAGAAUAAUGGCUGGAAGCGCAGCUGCUAAACAAGCCCUACUUAGUGUUGGUGAUGUCUUACUAGAAGUGGACGGAGUACAAGUUGAUUCUGAGGACCAGCUUAAAGAAGCUGUUUCAAAGCCUAAUGAUAGGGUCACCUUGAAAGUUGGACCCAAUCUUAAGGAAAAAAGUGCUCAAUUGACUAAUAAACUAAGCUGUUAUGUGAGGGCACUAUUCGACUACAGCCCAGCAGAAGAUACACUCAUUCCAUGUAAAGAAAUAGGAUUAGAAUUUAAGAAGGGAGACAUUUUACAAAUAUCAGAUAGAAAAGACCCAAACUGGUGGCAAGCAAGUCACGUUGAGAAACCUGAUGUCGUCGGCUUAAUACCUUCACCAGAGCUUGAAGAGAGACGAAAAGCAUAUGUGCCACCAGAAGCAGAUUUUGUGCAUAAAAUUAGCAUAUGCGGAGCCCGGAUAUCAAGAAAGAAAAAGAAAUUUGUCUACGAAUCCCGCUCUAGUGUUCAACUGGAAGGUGCUGAGCUGGCGCUAUAUGAAGAAGUCGCUCGUACACCCCCCUUUUUGCGAAGAGUACUAGCACUAGUGGGGACGCGCGGAGUUGGCCGACGUACUCUCAAAAAUAAGAUGAUCCAAGAACACCCGGACAGAUUUGGUGCUGUUAUACCCCACACUUCUCGUCCCCCUCGACCUCUCGAAGAAAGCGGUGCUUCAUACUGGUUCGUAUCGCGGGAGGAGAUGGAGAGGGACGCUCACGCUGGUCGCUUCCUGGAGUAUGGAGAACACAAUGGUCACUUGUAUGGAACUCACUUGGAUUCAAUACGCGCUGUUAUCAAGGAAGGCAAGAUGGUGAUACUGGACUGUGCACCGCAGUCGUUAAAGCUUCUACACAAUAGCAGCGAAUUCUUACCGUUUGUGGUAAUGAUUGGUUCGCCUGGUAUAGAUCAACUUAGGAACCUUACAUACGCCUCAAAUCGAAAUCUUACAUUCGACCGGCAGAGCUCCAUACGGUACAGUUCGCGGCGCGCGCGCACCCUCGAAUCUUUAGCAUCGCUCUAUGAGGAAGAGGACCUCAAACAAACGCUUGAAGAAAGCGCUCGCAUACAAAGACAGUACGAAAAAUACAUCGAUCUAGAGAUAAUCAACACGAACAAUGAUACCACUUAUUCUAAAAUCAUGGACGCCCUACAUUCACUCUCUACCGAUCACCAAUGGGUACCAGUGAGUUGGAUUUACUAG
Molecule: messenger RNA, 1803 nt
Organism: Leptosia nina
Lineage: Eukaryota; Metazoa; Arthropoda; Insecta; Lepidoptera; Pieridae
Source: the annotation of a GenBank genome assembly